This is a messenger RNA of Bacillus rossius redtenbacheri, 1020 nucleotides long. RefSeq lists its product as uncharacterized. The record is from RefSeq and is a predicted model, not a curated record. The transcript is spliced from 2 exons. Lineage: Eukaryota; Metazoa; Arthropoda; Insecta; Phasmatodea; Bacillidae. The coding region runs from base 1 to 1020 and encodes 339 amino acids. Gene Ontology annotation, cellular component: membrane.
AUGAAUUCGACCGUCUCCAUAGUGCUGGCCGUCAUCAUCGUGGCGGCUUGCGCCGUCGCGAGCCCCUUGGAGGCGAAGGAGGAGGCGCCGCCCCACGAGGCGGCGGGAACGAGCAACGCGACGGCGGCGGCGACCGCCGCCGCCCCCCGCGAGGCGAGGAACCUGGACAACGACGUCGCCGCGCCGCCGCCGCGCGAGGCGUCGCUCGUGCAGAAGCUCAACGCCAAGUGCAGCCAGCGCGACGUGCCGUCCUGCAUGAUGCUGAAGCUCGUCACGUACAUGAACCGCCUGCUGAAGAAGUCCAAGAUCGAGGUGGGCGGCGGGCUGGAGAUCGAGAAGACCUCUGAGGAGACUGCCGCCGCCGCCGCCGCCGCCGCCGCCGACGACGCCGACGACGGAGGAUCCGCGCGCAGCGGCGAAGAGCCGGCGCCGUCCGACGAGGCAGAGCUGGCCGAGCUGCUGACGGACAAGGCGUGGAGCUUCGUGCGGUCCAGGAGGCUGACGUGGAGGAUGCUGCCCGACGCCGACCUCACGGUCAGCUCGGCGCCCGACCGCUCCGUCAACGUGGGGAUGUCCAUCCGGCCCGACGGCCUCUUCGGCACCGGCCGCGGCAAGAAGAAGAACAACUUCGGCGGCAUCAUCGCGGCCGUGGUGCUGAAGGCCGGCCUGCUGGCGGGGCUCGCCUUCAAGGCGCUCGUGCUGCUGGUGGGCAAGGCCAUCCUCGUCAGCAAGAUCGCGCUCGUGCUCGCCAUCAUCCUGUGGCUCAAGAAGCUGCUCAGCCAGGAGCGCCACGUGACCUACGAGGUGGUGGCGCACCCGCACCACAGCCACUCGCACGUCGUGUCGUCCGCGCACGGCGGCGGCGGCGGCGGCAUCGAGGCGCACGGCGGCGGCGGCGGCGACUCCUACUCCUCGGGCUGGGGCCGCAGCCUGGACGCGCAGGAGCUGGCGUACCGCGGGCACGUGCCGGCGCCCGCCCCCGCCCCCGCCUCCGCCUCCGCCUCCGCCUCCCUCCAGUAG